Messenger RNA from Cydia pomonella (codling moth), 8275 nucleotides. RefSeq names its product transcriptional protein SWT1 (gene Swt1). Bases 137 to 2500 code for a protein of 787 amino acids. The record is from RefSeq and is a predicted model, not a curated record. Gene Ontology annotation, molecular function: protein binding. Lineage: Eukaryota; Metazoa; Arthropoda; Insecta; Lepidoptera; Tortricidae. The transcript has 12 exons. Gene Ontology annotation, cellular component: nucleus.
UUAGCUUUAUAAUGUAUCAAAACGCUUUAUCUUCAUCGCUAGGAAUCAAAACAUAAAGCAUCAUAGACAACAAAACGUAAAUUAGAAUUUCUCAAUUUUUCAUGAAUGUAAAUUAGUAUAUUUAAUGUAAUUCGCUAUGAAUUCAGACAAAAAGGAUGGAGGAAAGUUACCCGACGGUUGGGUAUUAUGUAAGUCAAAAUCAAUACCAGGAAGGAAGUAUUACUUUCAUAAGAAAACAGGCAGAUCUUCUUGGAGUCAACCACAGGCUGAAGAUGAACAUGAUAAAAGUAAGAAAAAGAGUAAAAAGCAGAAGGAAAAACAGGAAAAAAAUCAAAAAGAAGAAUCCUCUAGAAAAUACUUGAAGAGGAAAAGUGAUAGUAAUGCAGAGACCCCAAAGAAAAAACAGAAGCAAGCAACACCUGUGCACACACCUGAAAAACUCAACUCCAGCAUAAAAAAGACACCUGAAAAACCAGUUCCGAGCAGAUCAAGCAAUUCUUCUGGGAAGUCCUCAGCCAAUUCAAGACUUGCUAAAUUAAGGGCUCAACUAGCAUCAGAAGCUCUGCAUGAAAGUUUAGACACUACCCCUAAACCUAAAGCCCCAAGAAUAAGUCCUAAAGUAAUACCACAGACUGAAACACAUCCUAAAGUUCCAGAGUUAAAAAGUCCAGUUUGUGAAGCAAAAUGUCCAACUACAACUACUCAUUCACCUGGCAGUGAUAGUCUACAAUCCAUUCCAUCACCCUCACAGUUUCUAGCGGCUAACAAAAUAUUAUCAUCUAUGAAGGCUCAAUUACCUGAAGAGUAUAAUAAUAAGUCUGUACAAAAGGACACUUUUGCGGAUAUUGAACAGGGCAUCUGUAAUCAGACAGCAGAUUACCCAUUCAUGAAGCAUCCAGCAACGCCUCCACAGUUUUCUGAAGCUAGCAAGUUGAUGUCUGCUAUUAAGUCAAAACUAAGUUACAAAAUGAAAGAUGAGCCUGUGGUGCAUGUGAAGACAUUUUCUAACGCAAAGGAACGAAUGGAGACACUUAGAAAAGAUUUAAGUAAUGAAGCUAUAAAUGAAAUGGAAGAUUGUUUGGAUGAUAUUAUAUUCCCUGAAGAAGCCAUGGAGGUUGAUUGUAAAGAGAUCAAGAGUCCACCUCCCACACCAGUUGUCCAAUAUGAGCCUCCCCCAAAAGGACCAAAUCACAGAACAGGGAAUGAGACAGAAGAUGUUGUGCUAGUUGUAGACACAAAUAUUUUUAUUCAUGAAUUAGAUGUUAUUAAGAAUGUUCUCAAUUCACACAUAAAAGGUUACAAAGAGCAGCCAACACUCCUAGUUCCCUGGCGAGUGAUCAAUGAGCUGGACAGACUGAAAGACAACAACAAUGGCAACGGUGCCAUUUGCAAACGCGCAAGAGCCGCUAUGGACUACCUUUACAAAUCACUGCCAGAAAAUAAUAGGAUAAAAGGACAGUCUCUUAGAGACGCGAAUUCACAUAUACAUCCAUGUGAGCUUCCAGAUGAUGAAAUACUAAAUUGUGCGUUACAACAAGCAGGGAGGAGUAAAUCUGUGAUCCUACUAUCAAAUGAUAAGAACCUAUGCAACAAGGCGGUUGUGAACGGACUGCGUUGUAUAGGUCUGAGCGAACUCAAGCCCCUACUGGAGAGCAAGCCGCAGGUGGCGCCUGACCCCGACCGAGCGCACACCGUGCUGCGCCAUCGCGACACUAUGCACCAGCUGUUGGCCAACAUACUGGAGAAUGAAAUGCGAGCGAAAUACAAUAACUUAUGGAAGCAUGUGCUCUUCAAACCGCCGCCUUGGACGCUAGCAGAUGUGCUGCAGUGUUUGCUCAAGCACUGGGUGGCGGUCUUCAACGAGGUCUUCCCAAGAAUAGAACAUUUAAUUACUGAUUUGAAGAAUUCUCUUGCUUCUAUUGAGAGCAAAGACCCGAAGUCUCUGUCACAAUCGGAAGUAACGAAUUUUAAAGAGCUCUGCCUGGACAUAGCUCGUAAAUGCCUAAUAAUCCCCGAAUAUAUGGAGCUAGCUAAGAUGACCGUGGAACGACUGGAGAAGCGAGAUCCCCGGCCAGAGUUGCCCGUAAUAGAGGCAUUUGAGGGGAUCUGGACUGUGUUCUCUAGCUACUGUGCAAAGCUGGCGACGGGCUUGGGAGUGACGCAUAGCAUAGAGGACAAGUUGCCGACGGAUGACCCUAUCGACGUCAUCACCAGCAAGCUGCCCAUGUUCAGCAACCAGGUCAACUAUCUUACCAUGGCUAUCAAAGGCGCAUUAAGUAUAGACCCUUCAGACCCGAGUUUGGACGAGCAGGUGUCGCGGCUGGAGAUGGUGUUCAAAGACUCCGUGAACCUCAUCAGCCGCGACAGCCGCCAGAUCCACACGCAUAGCCUCAGGAUAUUCUGCAUCAAGUGCAGGAAUAUGCUGGAAGAGGCUCACACCAAGUUCGCGCAGCUGAAGGAGCUCCUCGACCUGUGCAAGGAGCGCGUCGCGUGCAAGUAGAACGUAAUGUCGUGGUCAGUUUCUCGAAUAUUCCGUCUAGCAUGUUAGGUCAACGUCGUGGCGGGCAGUUGGGAUGUUACAGAGCCAGGCACAUGGUAAAGGUGCGUCCAGAUCUGACGGGUGUGACUUUAGCACUUCUCAUACAGUGCACGCGAGUACCAUGACUCAGUGAUAAAUAUGCAAUCUUAUUUUAAAGAAAGGAACGGUUAUGUUUGUAUAUUCAACAAUAUAUUAUUUCCGUAAAAUCUUUGAAUUAGGAACGAAGUGUCCAUUACUAGCAAGGAACUAGAAUAACGAUAGAUGUCUUGAGUAGAGCUCAAAAAUGAGUCCACAUAUAUUGUAGCGCGAUAGACUCAGCUGUAGAGUGCGCCUGUACAGUGCGCAGUUUGACAGCGUCAAAUAUAGAAUGGUAUUUUAGCCUAACAAAACUUUUAGUGACCAUUUGAUCAAUCACAACUUUUCUUAAUAGCGGGAAAUUGUGUAUAGUUCGUGUCAUCCACCAUGACGUGUAGAUUUGUCAAAUGUAACCUUUAGUAACAUGAUAAUACGAGUCCAGACACGAUCUACAUUGGGUAAUAUUCAAGGCUGUGGGCGGGGGUAUAUAAGGGAAGGGAUAACAGUGAUAUGUGUCAAACAAGUGUCAGUCAUAUGGACUGAUUUACGAAGUCAACCAUAUACUGAGAGCUUCCUCGAAAUAUAUUCCGUCGCUCGUUACUAGUAGGCACCAGACAAAAGGUGGUUGACAGGCGUCAAGCGCCUUUGCAAGAUCUGGACACACCUCAAAAAGAAAUGCUUUAUACCGUCAGAUAACACCUGUUCUACUAUGGCGAUGGCACAAAAUAUUUCAACUUCAAAUUGCCCGCUUCGACAGCACUUAUUUUUACGGCCGCAUUUAGUUUAUGUGUAAUUAUACAAGUUGUAUACAACCUUUUUUAUGCGACUAAUCUAUACUGUUAUCUUAGUACAUAAUUGAUUUAUUCAUAGAUAAUCAUCGGUGUCUGUACUAGGGUUACGUUACACUUGAUUCAUAUAUAAUUAUUCGGAUAUUAUCAAGCUUGGUUUUCAUUCUCAGUAUGUGUAGUAGUUCUGAAAUAUACAAUAGUUGAUAAUCAUUAAAUGUCUAAUUAAAGUUGUAAUAAUUAGAGAAAUAAGUUAAUGGCAAAAAUGUUAGUAACUUUGACCGCGACUGUACUUAAGUCUAGUCCGCAAUUUGUAUAAAAUUGUACCAAUUUAGGGAGUAUAAACAAAAUAUUGAAGAUUUCUUUCAUAAGUUUUAGUACUAAUAAGUUAGCCCGGAAUAACAUUUCCAAAUUUUAGUUGUGUGAGAAGCGAAGAUUAAUUGAUUGUAUAUGAUAUGUAAAAUCUAAGAAAAAUCAAUUUUGACAACUGAAGAAGGCGCCGUGUCAUAUGUUUUGUGGGAAUUGAAUUGUCAAACAUCAACUUUUGACAAUCAGAGUUACCGCAAAAUGUAUGGAGCUGUACAGCGUCAUCUCGUUUACCUGCCAAAGUCGAAGCACGAAAUUGUCUUAGAUUUUACGAAUCUUAAUCAAUGUAUCUUUGCCCCAACCUAAGUAACCAAGUUACUAUUGGUUGUAUUGAAAAGGGGAUAUUUAUAUUAGGGAACCGACCAUUUACUUUACCUGUAUUUGAAGCACCAAUUUGUUUUAGAUUUUACAGGUCUAGUACAGUGACAAAAUCUUUGAUGAAACAGACAAAACUAUUUCGAUAAAUUAGAUAGCUUCAUUAAUUUCUUAUUCUUAAAUAUGCGUCCCUUAAAGACAGACUACUUAGUCUUGUCACAAGUUCUGUCAAAAGGUUUUGACUGAUAAAAAAGCUAUAUGUACAGAUCCUUUAUUAUUCAUAUAUAUGGGUUGAAAGGUUAUUUAAUGCUGAACUUACAAUAUGAUGUAACGUAAUUUGCUCUCUCAGUUUUGCAUAAUUCUAUGUAUUAUUCGGAAAAAGGUUAUAAAAAAAACACGCAAAAAAUACGUGACCUGUGGUAGUUUUCAUCCCUAUUUAUUUAUUUUUCUUUUUUUACAUGGUUGAAUCUUACAUAAAAAAAGCUGGAUCUUUUUUUUUUCUUAAUUUAAUCUAUAUAUCAUUCACGUGUAUCGGACUGCCAAUAUUGCAAUCGUGCGUGCGUGCGUGUGUGUGUUUUGUCAAACCUACUCGUUGGAUGGCAAUCAAAAAUGUUCGUGUCACUGAAAAGUAACACCUCUGUAGUUGCAGGCGUUCAUAGGCUACGGUGACUGCUUACCAUCAGGCGUGCCGUAUGCUUGUUUGCCACCGACGUGGUAUAAAAAAAUACCCUAAGGGUAUUAGCCGAAGUACUGACUUGUCUGAGAACUAAAUGCUGGUGAUAAAAUAACGUUCUAAUAAAGUAGGUACAAACAAAUAAACAAUUCUACCUCUUUUAUUAAUGCGACACUAAUUUUUACUCCCUUUUGUAAAGUAUAAUUUUUCACAACCCAGCCGGGUAUUCGCGUCUAGCGACAAUCACUAGUAGUAAAUUAAGACACGAUCUAAUAUUUUAAACAAAUUAUAUUACGUUUUGAUCAGUGUACAACAAGCUUUCAAAUCAUAGCAAACGUUUCUUAUUAAAAGCUUUGUAUAACAUUUUAUUAUUCAGAACCAUUGUGAUAGAACUUAUGACCUAACUAAGUACAUCUGUAGCUAUUCGUCAAAUAAUUCGAACCCCGGCUAAAAUUUUCCGUUAAAACUUAUGAAAGAUGCUUCAAAAUGUCUUCUAAGACUGACUAAUCGUUAUAUUUUGACAUUUAUUUUUGGUUUUGCUAAUUCGAGCGUUACAUAUUAAAUGUAUUAAUGUCGAAUAGUGCAAUAAUAGUUAAGCCCAUCUCAGACGGAGCGAUAAUAUACCAAAAUAUAUCUUAUAGCAAUGCAUCUUAAGAUACCUUGCGAUAUAUAGCUCGGUAUAUUACGGUAUACAAGUAUUUCGUCUCUCACAAUGUAGAUAGAUAGCGAUUUAUAUUUUGGUAUCGUUGGCAUGUGUAAUGCUUAGCUGUACUAUAUCUAUCGGUAUCUGUCGGUAUCUUACGUUAUAUUAAUCGCUCUGUCUGUGACGGGCUUUAUUUACGAUACAAGUGCGGAAGGUCGGAAAUUCGCAAGUGUAUUGCACAACGUUUUACAGUACUCCUAUUAAUUCCUACUUUCCGCACUUGUAUAGUAAUAGUUGUUUACGAUACAAGUGCGGAAAGUAGGAAAUCCGCAACGAGUGGUGUUAAAUUAAAAUACGACCGAAGGGAGUGUUUUAAAUCGACACGAGUUGGGAAUUACCUAUUCGCACGUAUAUCGUACUACGUUUUACAGUAUAUUAAAUUUAUGGCCCUUUAAAUUUUAGACUUAGCCACGGAAAGUGCUUAUUCCCGCACUAGUGCGGGAAAGUAGGACCAGAUGUACUGUAAAUAACUAUUUCUCUAACUUGCAAUGAAAUGUUGACAUGACUUAUUCAAAUUAGGUCCGGAGAUACUAUAUAUGCGGUGCAAUGAGUUAAGAUGAUAUGUAAAGGAAUUUCAUACAGCCUUACACCUACGAAUAAAACUAAUUGACUACUUUUUUAUUCAUUGCAAGUUUGAGAAAAGCACUAUACAAAUUUCGGCGAGAAACGGGGUUGCCGUCUGCGUAUCCGGCCUUGCUAUAGCCGGUCUGUAUCUACUUGGCCUGCAACCCUUCGUUUCCCGGCCUCUAUAUAUAGUUAUGUACUAUUAUUAAAUAACAUUGCUUUACUGCACACCUUUGGGGUUUAAUAGUAUUUUAAUAGAUGAGGAGGAGCAAUAUGAACGGGCCCGUCCAGAGGUUUGAGACGUUGGUUCUUGUUUUUAAUAAAGCUUGUUCACACAAAUAUGGAUUGGUGUCAUUGCUACGCUUGAUGUCGAGUCAAGCAGGCAACUACGUAUUUUUUAUGAACAUUCAACAAUACAUACAAGUUUUUUUAGAACCAACCCUAAAAAAAUCCAUUGCUCCCAUCAGGUUUUGUCAGGUAAAGCGAAAUUUAGUUUUAAUAUAACCUAAAAUAUUUUAGGUACUAGAAAUUAUGUACCUAUAAAAUCUGGAAUUUUCGCUGCACUUUGAAAAGUUCGAAAUAGUCAAACGGAAUAAACAUUCAUCUACUUCUGACUGUGUGAAUGAUUAUUAGUAUCACCAAAGAGUCUUGAUUGUAAUAGACAAAUGAAGUAAAAAAACGUGCCCCUUGUUUGACAUCCAAAACAGAUGGUGCUGUAUAUGUUUUGCGGUCAUUGAAUUGUCAAACAUCAACUUUUGACAGUCAGAGUUACCGCAAAACGUAUGGAGCUGUACAUCGCCAUCUCGUUUACCUGUCAAAUUCGAAGCACGAAACUGUCUUAGAUUUUUUUUUAUUGUCUUGUCUUAGAUCAUACACAUUUUACUUAAUCAAUGUAUCUUUGGUAUUAUCAAAGAGUUGUUGAUUAGCAGAGGUGUUAAAUCCAGGAAAACACGUGCACCGAGUUUGACAUCCGAACUAAUUGGCGCUAUACGGCGCCAUAUGUUUUGUGGUAACUGAAUUGUCAAACGUCAAUGUUUGAUAAUGAGAAUUACCACAUAAUAUACGGUAGAGCUACACUUACUUCAGGCUUGGAGGAUUCAACAACUGAAGACGCCUUGUCUGUAAUUAUCUGGACAAAACAGCCUGCCGAUUUUUGCGGGAGAAGGGCACGUCAAAUAUAUGGCUAUUUGUACGUAAUGUACAAAUAGCCAUGUCAGAUAAACGUCAGUCCAUCCAUACAGUACAUAUGACCAUUGGCCGAUGUUUUCGACAGAGGGGUAAGCUCUUAAAGGCAACUCCGAUUGUUAAAUCCUCUCAAGAUUUCAGGUGUCUUGUCUUGCACCUCUUUAGCUUAAAUUAAGUAAUUUUCUCAUAGAAACCGGUAUUCUAAUUAACUCGAUUUUGGAGAUAAUUGAUGUUUUAUAUUUUUCUAAUAAGGCCUCUACGAACGCGUACACUUGCCAUAAGGUCUGUUUACAUAUUGUGUGUAUUAAUGUUUCAUAAUUUCCAAUUGUUUGGUGGAUUUAAAUAUGUCGUACAACAGUGCUAUAAAUUACUAUUUAAUUACUAGAUGACAAAAAAACUAUGCCAGUUAGUUUCCUUAAAUUAAAUGUACUUAGCCCGAAAUUAACGGAGUUUAAGAAACACGCGUAUAUAAUUCUAGGUAUUUUUUGUGAUUAUCAUGGUAUUCAUCACUAGACGUUGAUUCCCACUAUUUUGAAAGUUUUUCGAAUUUUUAAGCGAAUUUUCAGAUUCCAGAGAAAGUAUCAAAAUGUAUGUACGAUCAAUAUUUUGGCGAUUUUCGUUCUUUUUACAAAAUACGUUAUACUAUCUAAGUAUAGUGUAGUUCUACUGAAUUUCCCAUUAAAAUGUAUAUAACUAAAAUAUAUCAGUGUUACGGGUAAUUGUACAGUCUGCAUCAAAUAUAUCAAAGAGGUCAAAAUGUUCGUUUAUAUCUAAAAUACACCAUAUUGACCACUGUAAUAUGUCUUGUUGUAUUAUCGGUUUAAAAGUAAAUCAUAAAUUAAUUUAUUAUAGUACCUACGCAUUAUUCGGAGUAGACAUUUAAAGUAAUUUAGAUAAAUAAGAUUACUAUCUUUGUAUUUAAGAACUGUUUGAGAUAGAAUAUGUAAAUAUUUGUAAAUAAACUGUCUUUAGAUAUAAAUUUAAAUCUCAGACUGGACAGUGGAUGCCGUUAGAUUAAAUAUAACUGGUAGAAUCUGUACAAAUCCAAUUAAUAAAUAAUUUGUUAAAUA